GCUCGUUUCGCCGAUGAUAUAUGUCCCCUUUUACAACUCGCCCUCAAACUGCCUGACCAUGAGCCCCUUUUGGGCCAGGUGGUCCUUGACCUGCUUGACAGUGUACUCGCCGCGGUGGAAGAUGCCGGCGCCGAGGGCGGCGUCGGUGGUGGUCUUUGCAAACACCUCCUCGAAGUGUGCCGGGCAGCCGGCGCCGCUCGAGGCGAUGACGGGGAUGCGGACGGCGGCCUUGACCUGGGCGACGAGCUCGAGGUCGAAGCCGCUGUUUGUGCCGUCGCGGUCGAUGCAGUUGAGCAGCAGCUCGCCGCAGCCCAUGGCCUCGACGGCGCGCGCUAGCUGCACCACGUCGACGUCGCGCGUCUCGCGCCCGCCCUUUGCCGUGCACGCGUACCAGCAGUAGCCCUCCCCGUUCGGCCCCGGGAACGCCGUCUUGAGCGUGGCGUGCGGCGUGUCGGCCGGGGACGCGACGUAGACGCGUUUGGGGUCGACCGACACCACGACGGCCUGGUUGCCGUAGGCGGCGCUGAUCUGCUCGAUGGCCGUGUCGCCGGCGAGGACGCCGCCGCCGCCGCCGCCGCCGCGGGCGAGGUAGGCCUCGGCGGCGGCGACGGCGUCGGACCCGAUGCUGACCUUGUCGGCGCCCGAGGCGAAGUACAUGCGGGCCACGUCGAGGGCGGACACCCGGGUGCCGUCCACGUCGAUCGUGUCGCGGAUGCCGCCGCCGACGGUGAGGGGCACAAAGACGGUGCGCGAGGUGCGGCGCAGCACCUCGAGCAUGGGCAGGUCGGCGAGCGGGCAGUCGCGGAACGAGGUGAUGUUGAGGAAGGUGACCUCGUCGGCCCCCUGCUCGUAGUAGCGCCGCGCCAGGUCGACGGGCUUGCCGAGGUUGCGGACCCCGCGCGCGUCGUCCUUCUCGCGCACGUCGUACUGGUCGCCCUUGGUCACGACCAGGUCGCCGGCGUCGUUGGCGCGCACGUCGAGGCAGGCGAUGACGCGGCGCGUGAGGCCCGUCGUGGUCGGCGCGGGGGAGGUGGCGGUGGCGGUGGCGGUGGUGGUGGUGGCAGUAGUAGCAGGAGAGGAACCCAGCUGGGCGGCGCCCUCGCCUGUCAGGAACGACCGCAGCACGCGCAGGCCGGCGACGCCGCUCUUCUCCGGGUGGAACUGCGUCGCGAGCACAUUGCCGCGCGCGACGGCGCCGACAAAGACCUCACCGCCGUACCGCGCCGUGGCGACGGUCCAGCCCGCGGCCUCGAGCUCGCCUGGCACGUAGGGGCGCUUGUACGAGUGGACGUAGUAGUACUUUGACGAGGCUCGCAGGUCGUACAUCCCCCCUUCCGAGAGCGGCGGCGCGGUGGCGGCGUCGUUCCAGCCAAUGUGCGGCACGGCCUUGUCGGCGUCGUCGAAGCGGUCCAGGCUGCCGCCGAUGACGCCCAGGCCCGCGCAGCCGGGGGUCUCGGACGAGCCAGCGAAGAGGACCUGCAUGCCGACGCAGAUGCCCAUGAAGGGCUUGCCGUCGUCGAUGUGCUUGCGGAUGGCGGGCAGGAAGCCGGCGCCGGCCAGCUGGGACAGGCAGUGGCCAAAGUGGCCCACGCCAGGGAGGAUCAGUUUCUACGAGGAGGAGGUUGGUGAGACGAUGCAAUGUUGUGCAUGAGAAGACACACAUUUAUAUCCCGCGAUUUUGACGUCCACGCUGGGAAAUACGUACAUCCGCAUUGGCAAUCUCCUCGGGCGUCCUGAUCCAUUCUACCUCAUAGCCGACCUUCUCGAUGGCGUUGGCAAGACUGCGCACGUUGCCAGCGACGUAGUCGAGGAGGUGGACCUUGGGCAUUGUGUCCGACUCUAACGCAAUGUGCCAAAGAUACGUCUACUAUUCCUCGGGACAAACGAGCGACACGAGCAACGGCCUUUUCUCCCCGCGAAGCAUAUCCUUGAGUGAGUCAAUGGAUCGGAAUCGCCUUAGUGCGUCACAAUCAAUGCUGGCGGAGGGGCUCGUUCCUGUCGCUAUCGAUAAUCGUAAAAUGCGCCGGCAUCGCAGCCUUUUCCAAGCCAGGGUUCCCUGCACCAACGCCGGCCCGCUGGUAAGGGUGGGGUGGGGCGGUGGUGGGGCGCCGAGGGGAAGAAAGUUCAUUGAAGCGCAAUUGACGUUAGGAAGUUCGCGUUGGAGCGGAAUUGAAGCGUUCCCGCAGCCACGGUUGCGGGCAUCGGAAACCUGCACCAUAUCCAUUGAUAAGAAGGUCGAGAGCCCUCAGAUUCAUAAAAUGCUUCACCCACUGGACAGCGCGCGAGUCUCCACAUCCAUACAUUAUCUCGCGCCCGCAUGACCUGAUCCCUGUAGCUCCUGUCCUCCGACAUGGCCUCUCUACCUGUCGCGAACCCGCCGACCGCGGCCCACGUCGAGCCUCGUCCACAUCUGCCAUCACGACCACAUCCGGCGGCCUCUUCUACUGUGACAGCACCAGAUGCAGCUCAGCGAUUCUCGCCAGAGUCUUCUAUGGAACCGUCCCGCUCGGCAGACGACGUUGAGCCCGAAGGCGAGGGCGAUGGCGCCGGCGAAAGCUCUGAAUCAGAAUGGGAGUACGAGUACUCCACGACGGAGACCGAGACAUACUAUCUGACCGUAGACCUGUCAAUACCCGAUUUCGCCCAGCUCAAAGAUGACGCCAUCAUCCACAACACGCGUGGGGGCUAUAAGAGCUGGUUCAAUCCCAUGCUGGAGAAGCCCGACAUCACCGGGGUGUUUGAGAACGAUGACGACGACGACGAUGCUGCGCGGCGCCGGGGCCGAAAGGACCAGACCGGUGCCACGAUCCACGGCAAAGGGCGCCCCCCAGCAGGAGACGGUGGAGGAGAUACCGCGCGGCCAGGCAGCAAAGGCAAAACGUGGGAGGACCGCGAGGAGCAGCAGAUACAGAUCAUGGAUUUGCACACGGAGCGGCCGCUUGUCGCCCACAGGGGCAUGGUCUUCACGGGGACGUGGUCCAACAACAUCGGCACCGAGCUGAUCUUCACGGAGCCGCUGGACAAGAAGCAGGAGGACCAGGACGACGACGACGAGGAAGACGAAGCCGAGAUGGAAGACGGCGGCAGCAGAACUCCCCAGAACGACUCCGACUCCGGGCGGCCGGGAAGCAGCACAACGUCGGGCGUCGCCGCCAGGCGUGGCACAAAAGGAGGGGCCAGCACCAGCCGGCCCCUGCCCUACAUAACGGCCCUGCCCGGCGCCACGCUCCUGGCCGCGUCCUCGGCGCGGCUGCAGUGCCGCCCCACGACGCUGACGGCGCGCUCGGCCCCGCGGCGGCGGCACGAGGCGCACCGGGCGGCGCGGGCCGCCAACGGCUUCGCCAUCCAGGUGACGGACGACCGCACGGGUCAGCGGCGGCCCCAGGCGCGGUUCCUGGAGCGGCUAGCGGCGCUCAAGCGCGCCCGGGGCGAGGCCGACGAGGUCACGGUCGCCACGGUCGAGAACCCCGACGACCUCGUCGAGGGCGACUCGGACGAGGACUUUGAGCGCGAGAAGAAGGCGCGCAAGCGCGGCUACGAGGACGGCCGCAGGCUGCGCCGCGCCCGCCUCCAGCGCAUCAACGACGGCCUCGACCCCAACCCGCGCCGCCGCCGCCGCCGCCGCCCGGACGACAGGCGCGGUAGGAGGGGAGGGGAAGAGGACGAGGACGGGGCCGAGGGGAGCGUGGGUGAUGUGGGGUCGUACGUCGGGCUGGACGGCCGCUGGUGGUUCGGCGCUACCAACCCUGAUUCUCUCGGGCCGCCCCCGCCCGGUGCCGCGGCCGGUGGCGACGGUCAGGCUGCGGAGGGUGGGGAGGGCUCUGGGCCGUCGAGUCCUAGGAAGCGACGGCGACUGAAGCUACUGGAGGCCGAUGGUCAGGAGGAACAAGGGGCAAAAGGAAGCCAGCAGGUUGCGUAGAGGCUGCAUGUGGAAAAGCCAAGAUGAUAGCAGAAAUGAUACCCGAGGUCGACUUGUUAUGUGGGUCGCCAUCUUUACAGCCUCGAAACGGUCAUAUCGUUGCGUUGUCAUCAUAAAGCCACCAGCUUGGUAAAUGGUAGGUAUCUUUUGUGCAUUAAUCGCAGAACUCCUUCCAGGAAUCGUUGCCCAUGCGGCCGAACGAGGGAUGUCCCGGAAAGCCAGUGUCCGUCCAUUUUAUAUACGCAUGAAAAAAGACCGAAAAGGGACCAAAUCCUUACAGAAACGCCAUACUCCGCACCCCUGCCAUGAGUAACACCAACAGAUAGACCACCAAGAAGGGAGGAGGGGGCCCAAGAAAAGAAACAGCGCCCCAAGUCAAGCAAAGUGGAUGCCCUCGGCGUUGAAGGCGGCCAGCAGGCGCAAAAAGUCGUUCUGGUCGCACUUGUUGGCGCGCUGCUCGGCCAGCCCCGUGUCCGCCAGCACCUUUUCCAGCUUUGACCGGACCAGCUCGCCCACCUUUGUCUUUUUCCUGCGGCUCGGCGUCUUUGCGACGGCGGAGGCGGCGGAGGCGGCGGCUGUGUCCUUUUUGCGGUCCUUGAAGAACUCGGGUAUGGCCUCCUCGUCGCCGUCGUCGCCGUCCACCUCCAUAGAACCACAGCCGCCCCAGCCCUCGUCAUCGUCCUCGUCCGCGUCGUCGUUGGCCCCGUCCGUGUCCAUCUCGACAUCAUCAACGUCGGCGCCAGCGGCGGUGCCGCCGCCCUCGACGACGCUCUCGUCGACCGCGACGCCGUUCAUGGUGCACCAGACCUUGUAGUUGCGCUCGGCCAUGGCCAGGACCUCCUUGACGCCCAGGAAGGAGGCGUGCAGGGUCUUGUUCUUGCGGUUGAAGCACACGCGCAGCAUGCCGUCCCACUCGUCCCACGACACCUGGGGCCGCUCACGGCCCGUCUUGGGCUCGAUGCGCACGACCGACGACUCGACCUGGGGCGGCGGCUUGAAGUUGCCCUUGCCGACCUUCAUGAUGUGCGUGACCUUUGAGAAGAGCUGGACGUUGACGGACUGUGUUUUUUGGGAUUGGUUGUUAGGGGUUGGUUGCAGCUAUAAGAGGAGGGAGAUAGAGAGAGGGAGAAAAAACGCACCAGCCGCGAGUACAACGAAUCCCCCGGCUGCGCCGUCAACCGCGACGCGAACUCGCGCUGGAACAUGAGCACGGCGCAGCGGGGCGGGUUCGGCAGCGCCAGCACCUUGAAGACGAGCGGGCUCGAGAUCUGGUAGGGCGUGUUGCUGAUGAGCACGUCGAAGGGCGGCAGCUCGGCCUUGAUGACGUCGCCCAGUAUCACCUCGAGCUUGCGCUGCUCCGGCCGCCCCUGGACGCGCUUGGUCAGCUCGGCGCCCAUGCGCGGGUCCAGCUCCACGGCCACGAGCCGCGCCGCCCGCUCCAGGAUCUUGACCGACAGGUUGCCCGUGCCGGGGCCCACCUCGAGCACCGUGUCCGUCGGCCGCAAGAAGGCCUUCUUGACGAUCUCCUCGGCGAUGCCGGGGUUCUUGAGUAUGUGCUGCCCGUAGUCCUUUUUGAACUUGAACACGUUGUUCUUGGCCGGCGCGCUGCCGCCGCCGCCGCCCGGCUUGGUGUGUCGGUCGUAGGGCGACGACGAGGCGGCGCCGGCUCGCCGUGGUGUUUUGGCCUUGCCCAUCGUCGGCGGUCGGUUUGAGGGGCUGGAGGGGAGCUGUCGCGGUCGUCGGCCGGCUCUGAAGCAGGUGGAACAAGAAUGAUUUCGGUCUCGGACGGGCGGGGGUACUUUCGGCGCGUCUCCGGCUCGAUCGGGGCGUCGGUGUGAAGCUCAGCGGGCUUGGCUUGCCUUCAAUUUUCUUGUCGCCUCACCACGAUUUCCUGAUUUUCCUGUCGGGAACUUUUUUUUUCUGCUGGCCAUUUACACCCCACGCUAUCUAUCCUUGUUCCCCGCAAUCUUUUCUCAACGCACGCCCCUGUCCCACAAAUCAAGAACCCUAACCCCGCUACUCCAGAACCAGCAUCAGUGGAAGAAGAGGCAUGGCGCUUGCGCUUGAAAACGGCAAUGAGAGGUAUCAAAAAUAUAGAUAGGAAAAGAAAAAUGAAAGUAUAGCUACAUUGGUAACAUAUGAGCUGGAGCUGUGUUGCUCUUGGGUCCCUCCUCAUGUCUUGGCAUUCAUAGCCUCCUCAUAACUCGGUGGAGGCUCCUCGAAUUCGCCCCCGGGCUGUGCUCCCUGCGAGGGCCCGGCGGUGCUGGCCGCCUGGCCUGGCAUAGUAGGUCCCCUGGGCGGCAAUACUGGGGGGACUCCAGCCGCUGCGGCAUGCGCGUGCACGACGCCGCUGCUGCUGCUGCUCUCGCCGGGUGUGACCCCCGACGUCGCGGCCGCCUGCUCGGCCGCCUUGCUCUCGGGCGAGGCAAGGCCCGAGUAGACGUCGAUGGAACUAAAAACGAGCGGCAGCAGUAUCGUCUGCGGCUGGACGCCCCUCGGCAGCGUGGCGCGCAGGCCCCAGCUCAGGCCGACCUUGAUCUCGAGCCGGAAGGUGCGGCUCAGGUUGCACGUCGUGAAGGUCGGCGUCAUGCCCGCCUGGCCCAGCGCCCCGGGCACGCGGCAGUCGGCGCCGUCCCACAGCGAGUCGGCGGGCAGGACGAGCUCGUCGUUAACGGGGCCAUCGGGCAUGACGACGGGGACCGACAGGUUGGGGCGCGACACGACGACCCAGCGGCUCGUCUCGACGUUGGUGAGGUCCUGGCAGCGCACCGUUGUCGACGCCACCAGUUCGGCGUGCAAGCUCGUCAGGAAGACGGGCUCGAGGCUGGGCGCCAGCUUGCGCGCUAUCAUGCGUAGCGGCAGCGGCUUGCCCAUAGUCAGGAUGCUCGGGUAGGGCAGGCGCGCCGACACCUCGACGGCGGGGGGCAGGCCGCGCUGCAGCGGCUGGUCGGCGCCCGGGGUGCCAGCGCCGCUGUUGUUGCCGUUGGCAUCAUUGCUGCCUCCCUCGCCGGCGUUGGCCGCCGAGGAGGAGGAGGAGCUGUGGCUGAAGAAGUGGUUGUUCGACUUGCUGCUCGAGGAAAAGAAGCUCUUCUUCUUGCCCCCGCCCUCGGCGGCAGCGGCCGAGCCCGGCGAGCGCGGGCGAAAGGUGAAGGGUCUGCGGGCGUAGGCCUCCUGCCCCGUCGGGAUGACCCUGGGCGGCUCGAGCGGCAGCAGGCGGAAGUUGUGCUGGUAGCGCCAGUUCUCCUUGAGCAGGCCGGGCCGCUGGACCGUCACCUUGACGUAGUAGCCGACCUCUGCCUGGUGGGGCAGGCCCGUGAAGGUCGGGGGCAGCUGCUUGGUGACGUGCGUGUAGAGAAGCUGGCGGCUGCCGUCCAUGACGCGGAUGCCGCCAAUGCCAAAGAGGCCGCCGGCGCUGUCGCCGAAGCCGCCGGCGCCGCCGAUGCCGCCCAGCUGGGCCAUGGAGUGCGGGUCGCCGCAGCCGUUUUCCAUGGGGAUCUUGAAGCGGAACUGGAAGGCGUGCUGGCCCGGGUUGAGCCAGACGGGCACGGCGUGGGGCGGCACGUCGGGGCCCGGGAAGACCUGCUGCACGCGGUAGAGCACCUUGUGGUUCUCGUGCACGAUGCUGCCCGGGGCGCCGGGCGGGCCGUAGUUGCGGCGGCCGGGUCGCACGCGCGGGUUGUGCGGGUACGCGCCCGGCGCCAGGUUGGGGUCCGUGGCCGGCACGCCCAGCGCCGUGCGGCUCUCGCCCUCGAGCUUGACCACCACGGCGCCGACCUGCUCGGCGCGCGUGAGGGAGAGCACCACGCGCCCCGACACCACGUCGAGGUUGGUGUACUGUUCUGGCGGGCCAUUGUCCAGCACGAUGCGGAUGGACAUGGUGGGUGUGUGGGUGCGUGGCUUCUGCUUGUCCCUCUCUAUCGGCGAGCUGUGCCGUCUCCUGCUGCUGGCGAAGGUUGUCUGCCCCAAGCUCCCGUCACCCCUGACGCAAUGGGUGGGGUCACCAACCUUGGCGGAGCUUUGAGCGAGUUGAGUUUAGUGAGUGUGCUGGUUCAGACCAGUUGAGUGCUGGAGUGACUCGCGAGAGCUCUGAAACCAGAAACCAGAAACCAGAGACCAAAAAAAUAACUCCAGCAGCUCAACUCCGAACGGGCAUCGCACCAAAGAAAUCCCUCUCGCGUCCUGGCCCGCCCGAUGACAGACGCGCGGAAACGGUGCUUCUUUCGGCCGCAAAACAAGCCCAGACGCGCGUGUUGCUUAUUCCGCGGGUCCCAGAAGAGGGCCGACUGGCCGGCCGAGGACGCCGUGUGUGGCCUGGGUGGCGGCGCCGUGGUGGGCGUGCGUAAUUUGCGCCCUGCUUCGCCUCGUUUUGGCUGGAGUUUGCCCCGUGCUUCCCCCCUCAGCAGUCGGCUGUGCUGGCGGUUGCCACCCACUCGACUCGGGCGUCCGUCUCUAAAAGGGAAAUAACUUGGGUCUCGGUAGGGCCAGCGACAAAGCAGCAAAGACAUAAGGAAUGAUUGUGAUGAUGUGAAGGAGAAGAGAAAAGAACAAACUUCACGGCUUCUACUAGUAUUUCCAGGUCGCCCGACCUUGCAACCCCCACUGGCGCCCAUCGUCGGCUGUCCCCUGGACUCUGGUUCUUGGCGGCACCAGCUCGAAACGCCAGCCCAAGCGCCCAGCCCAGGCGAUCACUGCUAUUUUUAGCGCUGACUUUGGCCUUUGUUGGCUCCCUCCCGCAUACGGAUCGACAAGCCGCGGAAGAAAUCGAGGCGCCUCCAGGUAUCGUAGCAGUUAACCCUUUCUUGAGGAGGGGGGCAUAAAAUCUUACAUGGGUUGUAGCCCCAGCUACAACAACGUUCCUCUUUUGCCUUUGUGUAACGGGUACUACCUUGGUCUGGUCCCAACAGUUUGUUGUAGCUCAGGGUCGCUCGAGUUCAAUUCCCCGUACGGUCGCGCGCAUAGGUUUCCAACUAUAGCGCUUCUUCUGCUGGGGGCGGGGGGCAAUUGGCUCCAGCGAUUCGAAAAGCCGACCGAAGCUUUUCAAGGGAAGCUUAUAGCGAUUACCCUACUAUGGCAUGGGCGCCAGCACCCUGGAAGGCGAACCUUAAUUGCAAUUAGGGAUAAUUGCGGUUUAAGGGUAGGGUAUUGUUACGGUACGGUCGCUUAUAAAGACCUCGCAUGCGUUGUAAAACGUUCCUCUUUUGCCUUGGUGUAACGGGUACUACCUUGGUUU
Messenger RNA from Gaeumannomyces tritici R3-111a-1, 9149 nucleotides. RefSeq lists its product as hypothetical. The transcript is spliced from 2 exons. The record is from RefSeq and is a predicted model, not a curated record. Bases 2351 to 3919 code for a protein of 522 amino acids. NCBI's taxonomy places the organism in Eukaryota, Fungi, Ascomycota, Sordariomycetes, Magnaporthales, Magnaporthaceae.